Molecule: messenger RNA, 375 nt
Organism: Iphiclides podalirius (scarce swallowtail)
Lineage: Eukaryota; Metazoa; Arthropoda; Insecta; Lepidoptera; Papilionidae
Source: the annotation of a GenBank genome assembly
AUGGUGACGGUGCGCGCGUCCGCCCCGCCGAGUGCGAGUGCCCUCUGCGGCACAAGCAGUGCGCGCAGGGCGUCGUGGCCCGCAUCUGGGCUCGGGGCGUGCCGCGAACCGCAGCUGGGCUCACCCGCUCCGCAUCGGGUCACUGACCUCCUGCACGCGUCCUGUCGCUCUGUCACCUGUCUGAAAAAAGAGUCGUGGAAGGCACCGGAGCGUGCCACGUGGUUCGUGGCGGAGGCCGAGCGGGCCCCGCCCAGAGCGCCCCGGCCAAUGGCGGCGCCGCACUCUCCCAAAUACGCGCACGAUGACGCUCCGUCACCAUUCCACCAAUUGCUGCGAAAACAAUUGGUACACCGUUUCAGUCGACCACAGAAAACC